This is a messenger RNA of Tetranychus urticae (two-spotted spider mite), 1944 nucleotides long. RefSeq names its product perivitellin-2 67 kDa subunit-like. Lineage: Eukaryota; Metazoa; Arthropoda; Arachnida; Trombidiformes; Tetranychidae. Gene Ontology annotation, molecular function: wide pore channel activity. The record is from RefSeq and is a predicted model, not a curated record. Gene Ontology annotation, cellular component: membrane. Gene Ontology annotation, biological process: T cell mediated cytotoxicity; defense response to virus; immunological synapse formation.
UGCGAAGAGAAGCUUCUCUUCACUGAUCAACUUUCUUGCAAAUUGAUAUUUUUUCCGUUCCAUGUGACUUCAACACUUCCAUGGGCUUGUACAAUUGUAAUCAUCUAGAUAUUACUAACAAUUAACUAAUCGAAAUAGCCAAAAAUGAAAAAUAAUAAAUCUUCUGCACAAUAACACUGAUCAUUGCUGCAUUAUCAUUGAAAUCGGCAAAUUAACUCUUUCAAGUCAACUCCUUUCAUCAACUCCUAUGUAAAAGUUAAAUACUCAGAAUAACCCAGAAAUGGAUUCAGUGAGAUAAUUAAUCAAAAUUUGAAGGUAUUCCAUUAUAUCUGUUUAUGAGCAUUUAAUCUGUAACCUGAACCCAAUUAAUUGAUUCACUAGAAACCAUAACGUUCUCAAGCUAUUGUAAAGGCAAGGAUUUGCAUUAAACUGUAAACAAUGAGUCAAGAAGAGCAGACGAGUUUGGUUGUUUUUUAUGGUUGUUGUUCAUCUAACCAUAUUUGUUAUAAAUUUAAAGUUGUUAUUGAAAGCCAAUCACACCACAAUCAAAUGAAUUAAUGAAUGACAUGUUAACCAUCUGAACGGCGAUUCAAUAAAAACCGGCCUAAAAACUAUGUCAAUCCACUAAGUCAGCAAUGUUUGGAUCCUGUUUGGUGAGUUAAGAGGCUCAUCAUCUUCUGGUCAAUCAACGGCAACUGGUCCAUCUUCAUUUUGUGAAAAUAUUGUGCCAGGAUUGGAAACAAUAGCCAGAGGAGUUGAUAUUACAAAAUUUGAUCUACUACACGACUACGGUGUUGACGCUUCUGAUGGAUUUGCUGAAAACCUUUUUGAUUUUACUUGUCGCAAGUUCCGUAAGUUGACCAUUGGCGGUAAAGAAUACGAUGUACCAGACCAAAUACAAAACAUUAAAAAUAUUGAACAACAGGAAUCAACUGUUCCUCAAACCUCUGAAGUUCGUUUAUUCGAGGAUUUCCGUAUUCUCAAGAAUCAUCUCUCCUCAGCUGUUGGUUUAGGCCGUACCUCAGCCAAAGGAUGGUUUUCAGAAACACAGUCACUCUCACAUUUUCAACGAAUCAUGAUAAAUUCAUCCUACUCUUUGGUAACAAUGGAAGCCACUCUACCUUUAUUCACAGUUAAUAUGCCUUCCAAACUUCCUCUUCGACGUUAUCUAUCUGAAUUUCUUUCCGAUUACUUGGAACAAGAGUUACCUGAAAGCUAUGAAAGUGAUCCAACUCGGUACCUUGAUUUUCUUAAAACCUAUGGAACUCAUUAUUUUCGAACAACUACACUUGGUGGAAGCAUUAAAUUUUGGUCUGAAGUUGAACCAGUGUUGAAAAAUGGUUUACCCUCUGGUCAGCUUCAAGCUAAGGCUCAAUCAUUGUAUGAAAAUUUGUUGGUUAAUUUUGGUGUAUCAGAUGGAAACACGGAUAACUCAUUGGACGAUUUUUCAAUGGCUUUAAUGAAAUCGACCCACGCAAGGGUUUAUGGUGGGGAUACUAGUCUAUACAGGACUCGAGGAUUCAAAGCCUGGAAAGAUUCACUGGUGAAAGAUCCAAAAUUGGUAUCAGGGUUGUUGUCACCAAUAACUGAUCUUGUCAAAGAUAACAAUAAACGACAGCAAUUAUCCAAAGCAAUUGACAUUUAUCUGGCAAUGGCCUAUCUUCAAGAGUCUCGUCGCUUGUUACAAGUCUAUCUCAUUGUUUUACCAAUCAAAGUCAAGGAAAAUAUUGAAAACUUGAUGAAAAGGAUUGAUGCAAUUCAAUCUAUGGAAAUUGCGACUUACGAUACGGUCAAACAGCUUUUAGACCAACUGUAAUCUUAAUCAAGGCAGGAUUGACAUCCAUUGAAACCUCAUUUCAAAACAAAUUUAAUUUAUUCAUUUAUUUAUUCAAUUUACUUAAUAAGUAUUCCAAAUUAAAAAAUGGGAAUUCUUCGAUUUUCUAA